Messenger RNA from Vitrella brassicaformis, 722 nucleotides. NCBI's taxonomy places the organism in Eukaryota, Vitrellaceae. The record is from the annotation of a GenBank genome assembly.
CCCUUUUGCUCGGCCCCAUGAUGUCGAAGCUGUCGAAGCUUUCGUCGCUUACAACACCCAGCCCCUUCAUCCCCGCCCCUUGCAAGACCACCGGACCGCAGCAGAGCCGCAGCAGUGACCGCAAACCCGCGAAGGACGGGAAAGUUCCCUCUGAGACGCAUCGGCGCCGCGCUGAGGACUCGGCAGUGGGGGUGAAGGAGGCGGCUCUGCCUCAGGCCGACAGCACUCGGGUGCCCACUGUGGACACGGGCAACAGCACUCCCGUCGAGCCGCCGACCGUGCCCCCGCUGCUCGAGGUUCCUAUCGACUAUGGCGCCAUGCAUGCGGCUGCACUCCAGCGUUCAUUCGUGUCGCCGCCCCCAUCGCAUUGUCCUCCCGUGCCACUGCUGCCGCUACCCGUCAUCGGUGACCCCCGGCUGAUGUCCUCAUAUCCGCCUUUCUCAGCCCCUCGCACACGCCUGCAUUCCGAGACCGUCAAAAAGCUCAUAUCGUUCGAGGACAUUCCCACAGGGCACCUCAUCCCUGUGUAUAUGUUUUUCGGCGCACCUGUGGCUCUGUCCGAGGCCAAGUGGGUGGCUGAUUUGGCGGCCAUGGGGCUCAAGGCGAGGAUGAGGAGACGGGAGAGGCCGUGACGGGCGGAUACUGGGUGGAGACCAUGCAGUGACACGACACGAUAGCGACACGAGGACACAAACACAAAGGAGAGUGUGUGCGGGAAUGGU